CCUUGGUGUAAAAUUGCGCUAUGACCAUCUUGAAAUACCAGUUACCAGCUGUGUCAAAACAGCGUGAGCUGGCCAAACUGUGUUGAGUAUGGAACUGGUCAUAUCUUGAACGCACCUCUGGUGGUCAAAUAGCUACCAGCUAUUUCAAAACAUAUCUUUCAGCAUGUAUUACGCGAUUUCAUUCCAGUUAAUUUACAGUACUCCUACUUCCUAGUUCCUAGUCGGAGAGCGAACAAGGAAUUCGUGUGUAAUUAUCUGUUCUCUCUUGUGAAAUGUUGCGUGCUAAUACAAGAAGAGACCAUUUUAACUAAUCCUAAUCCUGCCAACCAUACAAUUCGCUUAACGCUGUGAAGCAUGCAUAUCUGGAACUGAGCGAACAAGUCCAGUUUCUUCACAAGCUUGAGUGUAUCGAGCAUUCUGUGACGAGAUGCAUUCCUCCAUCCUGUUCCUGAUCACACUGGUGGUUCUCACAUUGCCUGGAGUCCAUGGAGGCAAGGUCCUUGUGUUCCCAAUGGAUGGCAGCCACUGGGUAAACAUGAGAGUCUUGAUUGAAGAGAUACAUUCGAGAGGCCACAACGUUUCUGUGGUGCGAGCAUCAGACAGCUGGUACAUCAAGGAGACGUCCCCUCACUACACCUCAAUCACAAUCAAUGGCACUGGGGGACAGCCCAAGGAGUUUCUCAGCUCGCUUGUGUCUAGGUUACUACAGAUACAAAGACAAGGUGCAUCUGCUUGGUCUCGCUACAGCUUAACUAUGGAAUUAAAGGAUGGGUUUUACCAAAUGCAUAAAAACGUUUCUGAAAUGGUGGUACGGAUGUUUGAAGAUCAGCUGCUGAUGCAGUCCCUGCGCAAUGCCAAGUAUGACUUGGUUCUGGCUGAUCCCGGUUCAGGUGGUGGCGCUGUGCUAGCCCAUUACCUUAGUCUACCCCUUGUUUUUAAUGCUCGAUGGACAGUACAUGGAGAAGCUCAUUUGGCAAUCGCUCCCUCGCCACCUUCCUAUGUUCCUUUCCCAGUAGCAGAAUUAACAGAUACAAUGAAUUUCCCCAAUCGAGUCCGCAACAUGAUUUUUCAUAUGUUAAGACCACUUCUCUACAAAGGCAUGGUUAGUUCCCAUUACACUGCGUUGUGUCAUCGUUACUUUGGCUCAGAGGUAGACUAUUUUGAGCUCUUUCAGGCAGCAGAUAUUUGGCUCAUGAGGGUAGAUUUUGUCUUUGAGUUCCCGCGCCCCACCAUGCCUAAUGUUGUCUAUAUGGGGGGAUUCCAAUGUAAGCCUGCUAAGCCCCUCCCAGUGGACCUGGAGGAGUUUGUUCAGAGCUCAGGAGAGCAUGGUUUCAUUAUUAUGUCCUUGGGAACAUUAUUUGGUAAGCUUCCUCAUGAUUUGGCUGAUGAAAUAGCCGCUGCUUUCGCCCAGUUGCCUCAAAAGGUGAUUUGGAGACACACAGGGGACAGGCCAGCUACUCUGGGCAACAACACUCGACUGGUCACCUGGAUGCCACAAAAUGACCUCCUGGGUCAUCCUAAAAUCAGAGCGUUUGUUGCUCACGGGGGAACCAAUGGAGUUCUCGAGGCCAUUUAUCAUGGCGUUCCUAUAGUUGGCCUCCCACUUAUUUUUGACCAGCCCGACAACCUCAAUAGAAUGAGAGUAAAAGGGGCAGCAAAGAUAGUGGAUAUCGUGACGUUAGACAGGAACAUCUUCCUCCAGGCCUUACAGGAAGUGCUCCAUGAGCCCUCCUACAGGAUGAACAUGCAGAGGCUUUCCAGGCUGCACCACGACCAGCCAAUGAAGCCACUGGACCUUGCCCUCUUCUGGAUUGAGUUUGUCAUGCGACACAAAGGUGCUGGUCACCUGCGCACAGAGUCCUACAGGAUGCCCUGGUAUGUCUACCACUCAGUGGAUGUCAUAGGAACCUUGCUAGCUGCUAUGUUGUUCAUCUUACUGAUUCUAAUUUUUCUUGUCAGGUAUCUGUGCUGCAGGGUGUGUUGUAAGAGAAAGCUAAAACAUGAAUAACAAAAUCUUCUAAGCCAGUCUUAACUGCCACUGUAAGCUGCAUGCAAGAACUGUGUAAUCCUAAUUAUCGUGGACAUGGAUUUCAUUCUCUUCCUUUUUCCGGAGAAGUACAGCUGAAUUUAAUAAUCAUGUGAAAGAUGCUAAACUCAAUGGAUCUAAACAUUACUAACCAAUGUUAAAUUUAGGAAUAGUUGACAUGAGACACAAAACUAGAUGGCAGAUGUAUUCCAAUACCUUUUAAAAAAACUGCAUAUAAAUUCAACAAAACUCCCUAUUCUUAUAUGUUGUUGUUCUGUUCUUUUUAACUGUUAAUUGUUUAUAAUAGUACACACUGUUUUGAUUAAUUCAGAACAUGAAUUGUAUGGACUGACAGAUGUGUGGCUGUGUGUGACCCCAUGCAAUUUGACCUAUUACAGCAUCAAAUAUUCAUAGAUACAUAAUUGAGUUGUUUCAUGUGAGUGUUCUGUUUGCUGUUAUUUUUAUAUUUGUCCAUCUUUCAAAGAAAAUUGCAUCCCAAACUUUUUUCUUGCUGUGCUUCCUGCUCUGUGCUAUGGACUUCAGUCUCACUGUCUAUGGUCAUCAGUGACAUCACUGAUGUGACAUGCACUUGCAUCAACUGCAUCAUUGCCUUGCCCCUUGCUGUGGCUGAACUGAUCUGUUAAGUGCAUCUAGUCAACAAGUAGGACUGUUCUAGCCAUUCGCCAUCAGACAAAACAGAACUGGACACAUUUACACUGAAUGGAAAUGAAUGAGAGUACACUCUAAUUUAGUUUUUCAUGUCUGUUAAUUGAAAUGAGAUCUGUUUGUUUCUGCAUUUGUAGUAUGGUAUACUGCAUUCGGUAUUGGGACAAUAAUUGUGAAAGUCUUCGACAUUAAGCCAAAAAUGGGUUCAGCGUGAAGAGAAAAAAUAUUGAAUGUUACAUAAAUAGUGAUGCGUGUUUCUGGGCUAUAUUUUUAUUAUUGCUAUUUGCUAUUGCUAUUUUAUUAUAUGCUAAAAUUGGUGAAACUGUGUGACACUGCCUCUAAAAAAAGCACAAAAUAAAAUUGAACUGAUUGAAUUGAA
Molecule: messenger RNA, 3071 nt
Organism: Conger conger (European conger)
Lineage: Eukaryota; Metazoa; Chordata; Actinopteri; Anguilliformes; Congridae
Product: UDP-glucuronosyltransferase 2A2-like
Exons: 2
Coding region: 428-2008 (526 amino acids)
Molecular function (GO): UDP-glycosyltransferase activity
Source: RefSeq, a predicted model, not a curated record